Molecule: messenger RNA, 2047 nt
Organism: Phragmites australis (common reed)
Lineage: Eukaryota; Viridiplantae; Streptophyta; Magnoliopsida; Poales; Poaceae
Product: probable inactive receptor-like protein kinase At3g56050
Exons: 6
Coding region: 261-1799 (512 amino acids)
Biological process (GO): protein phosphorylation
Molecular function (GO): protein kinase activity; ATP binding
Source: RefSeq, a predicted model, not a curated record
UCCUUUCACUCUCGUCUCCGCCACCUCCGGCCGCUACUUUUUGCCGUCUCCACCGCUUGCCCUUCUUCCUCUCCCAACCAAUUGCGCGUUUCCCCCCUCGCGCAGCUCUCUCUCUCUCUCUCUCUCUCUCUCUCUCUCUCUCUCUCUCUCUUCCCGUGACCAUCGCCUCAGCCUCCACCUCCUCGGGGUUCCUCCAAUCCGUGCCACUGCGCCGCUGCGCUUCUCCUCGCGGCUCGCUCGUGCUGCGGUUUAAGCAAGUAAUGGAGCGGCCGCCGCCUCCGAGGCUGCUGCUCCAUGUGUUGUUCUUGGUCGCCGUUUAUUGGCCGCUCGGGACCGCUGCAGGGAUUGGAGGCCUCGGAGAUGGUCCGGAGAUCGAUGGAUCUUCGUUUAGUUCUAGGAAUUUCAGAAGGCUGCUGCAGAUUGGUGGUGGAAACGAAGGUGGCCUAUUUCUUUUCCCCCACACAAGAGCUCUCUCACACAAGAACAGACCGCAUAGAAAAGCUUCGACAUCAGCACCUGCACCAGUGUCUGCUCUAUCACCCUCACCAUUCAUAUCCCCACCAGAAGGCUCACCCUCACCAUCGCCAUAUGCUUCACGACCCAUGCCACACGGGUCUCCUUCACACCAUCAUCCGGCUGUAGUCCCUCCACCUUUGGUUAGGCCUAGGCCUACAACUAGGCAAGCUGAGCAUGGCCAUUCAGCUGAAACUCGAGGUCAUUCUUUGCAUAAACAUUCCUGGACAACCUAUAGUUCAGUCGUGGCAGGGAUUGCUGUUUCCCUUUUAGUAGUAUUGGCAGCUGGUGUUCUCUGCUUCCGAGCUAAGAGAAUGGGAACUGUAAGGCCAUGGGCGACAGGUCUUAGUGGACAAUUGCAGAAAGCUUUUGUAACUGGUGUGCCUGCACUGAAACGAUCAGAGCUGGAAACAGCAUGCGAGGAUUUCAGCAAUAUAAUUGGUUCUACAUCUAGCUGCAUGCUGUACAAGGGAACUUUAUCCAGUGGAGUUGAAAUUGCAGUGGCCUCAAGCUUGGUAACAUCUGCAAAGGAUUGGUCGAAAGAAAGUGAAUCACAGUACAGGAAAAAGAUCACAAAUUUGUCCAAAGUAAGCCACAAAAAUUUUAUGAACUUGCUUGGCUACUGUGAGGAAGAGCGCCCCUUUACCAGAGUGAUGGUAUUUGAAUAUGCUCCAAAUGGGACACUUUUUGAGCAUCUCCACAUUAGGGAAACGGAGAAGCUUGACUGGAUGACGCGGCUCAGGAUAUCGAUGGGAAUUGCUUACUGUAUUGAGCACAUGCAUCAGCUUAAAGCACCAGUUGUGCUUGGGAAUUUUGACUCGACUACAAUCUACCUUACUGAUGACUUUGCUGCAAAAGUCUCAGAUCUUGAAUUUUGGAAUGAUGCAAAGGGACCUAAUUCAACUAACGGUGACCUCACUUCCUCAUCGGACCUGGAGAACAUUGUGCAUAAGUAUGGCAUAGUGUUGCUGGAAAUAUUGACUGGACGACUUCCCUAUUCUGAGGAGGAUGGGCCACUGGAACAAUGGGCGUGUCGCUACUUUGACGGUGAGAUGAGUCUUGUGGAGCUGAUUGACCCUAGCAUCAGCUCCUUCCCUGAAGAUGCUGCGCGUGCGCUUUGCGAAGUUGCUAGGUCCUGCAUUGAUCCAGAUCCAAAGAAGAGACCUCGGAUGGCAGAGGUUGCAGCUCGGAUGAGAGAGAUCACCACGCUGGGGCCUGACGGAGCAACUCCUAAGGUGUCACCGCUAUGGUGGGCUGAGCUUGAGAUCAUGUCUUCUGGGAGCUAAGUUGGCUGCACGCGAGAUGAUAUUAUGUCUCCCAGUGUGACCGAAAAUUCUUUGAUCUGUUGGUUGCUUCUAAUCUUAUUUGUGCAAUUGUUGAUUAGGUAGAAGAUGGUUGGAAUUUGUCACGUGUGCAAAAUUGCAAAUAGGGAGCGGUAUUGUACAUGUAAAGAAGGUUAACAUCACAACAAGCUGAUACGCAGACAUUUCAGUCAAGUGAGCAAUAGAAAGGAUGUGUGACUUGCUUUGCUGCA